AAAAUAAAAAUAAAAAUUGUAGAGAGAGAAAGAGAUAGGGACUAGAGAGAGAUGGUGAGGAGGGAGAGCACACUUUAUUACCUUUUUUAUGAUGCACGCAUCCAUGGCAGAACAGGGAAGGGUACAGAGUACUCUCUGCUGCGACACAAGGGUAGAAGAAGAGAUUAGAAGAAACAACAACACCACCUCUACCCACAACAACAACAGCUGCUAAGUCUAGAGAGAGAGAGAGAGAGAAAGAGAAGAGAGAGAGAGUUGAAAUGGAACUCUGGCAAAUAGUAAAGUAAGAUAUGAUGGAACUGAGAAGGAAGACAGAGAACUUGUUCAGUAAUGGUGAGCUACAGAAAAGAAAGAAUCAAUUUUUUGAAAUGGGUUUGUUUAGUUUGAGCUGAAAAGAUUUCAUGGCAUGCAAAGAGUGGAUGGUGGGUGUGAAUUUGAGGAAGACUCAGAAGAAAAACGAAGAGCUUUUUCUGCACAAAUCUAAAAAGAACCCAUUUUCUGAGCUUAACCCAUUGCUCUGCCUCUUGUUCUUGUUUCCCUGAGCAAAUCUUCUGCAACUUGGUUUGAUCUUUCCAAAGGUUUGAGCUUUUUUUAAUUUUAAUUUUUGGGUUUGUGAUAUUUAUGCAAGAGGGAUGCCCUUUCAUUUUCAGCAAGGGAAGGGGGUCUUAGAAAUCGCAAAUACAAGCUUAGCUUCAAUUUUCACAGACAACGUCAACAGCAACAGCGACAAGUACUUGAGCCAGAAAGACGACUGCUUUUUCUACAACAACAGCUUUGUGAGCAGCGAACCCAACUCUGUUCUUCAUAUGAGAAGAAGCCCGAGCCCACCCACUUCUGCAUCGACUCUCUCUUCGUCUUUCAACGGCGGUGGUGGUGGUGGGGGUGACAAAACGACGCCGCUGGCGGCGGAGACAUCGCCUCCGGUGGGACCCGCGUCGACCAAAGACGAGUGGGCCUGCGAGCUUCAAUCGAUUCCGAGCGGCGGGUUGGAGGCCGUGACUGGAUCAGGAGGCGUCGAGAGAUGCGGGCUUGGGCUUGGUGGGUUGGAGGACUGGGAGACCAUGCUCUCCGAAACGGCGGCGUCUCCGGGUCAAGACCAGUCGCUUCUCCGGUGGAUCGCUGGGGAUGUGGACGACACGUCGUUUGGGCUCAAGCAGCUCUUGCAGAGCGGGAACCAGAACGGCAGCAACAACAACAACAGCAACCCUCUUGAUUUUGACGGCAAUGCCGGUUUGGGAAUCGUCGAUCAGGGCCCGGGUUUCGACCUAAUCGGUAGCAGCGUUUCGGGCACGAGUGUUUCGGGGCCGAAUUUCGGGUUUUCCAGUUCUGGGUUUGUGAGCAACGGCAAUAAUAGCAGUAAUGGGAAGGUGGGUUUUGUGCCUGGCUCUUCUGGGUUGCUAAAUUACAAGGUUUCAAAUGUUGGGUUGAUGCACAACAACAACAAUGGUGGGGGCAACAGUGUCAAUUGCAACAUUCAAAACCCCAUUUUCUUUAAUUCAUCAAACACUAUGGCUCUUCCUGUUUCUUUGCCUCUUGGUCAUGUGGUUUACCAGCAGCAACAGUUUGAGAGCAGCCCAGAUGAGAAGCCUCAGAUUCUGAACCCACAGCUGUUCGUGAACAACCCGAAUCAGCAGUCUCAGCUUUCUCAAAAUCCAAACUUUUUUAUGCCACUGGCUUAUGCCCAGCAAGAACAACACCACCUGCUUCAGUCCCAGGCCAAACGCCACAACUCGGGUGGAAUUGUAGACCCUGGCUCGCAUCAGAUCCAAAAAGUUCAGUUUUCUGAUCCGGGUCAUGAGUUUUUGCUGAGAAAACAUCAGCAGCAGCAGCAGCAGCAAUUUGGGUAUCCUCAAGGCAUGCAAUUUCUGCCUCAGCAGCAUCAUGUUCCGCAGAAGCCAUUGAUGGUGCCGAAGCCGAAGGUUGCGGUGGGCCAUGGUGAAGAAAUGGCUCACCAGCAACAGCUCCAGCAUACUUUGCUCGACCAGCUCUAUAAGGCCGCAGAGCUGGUAGGGACUGGGAACUUUUCACACGCGCAAGGGAUAUUGGCGCGGCUCAAUCACCAGCUUUCCCCUGUUGGAAAGCCCCUUCAGAGGGCUGCUUUCUAUUUCAAGGAGGCUUUGCAACUCCUCCUCCUCAUGAACAAUCCAGCUACCUCUCCUCCACCAAGAACCCCAACCCCAUUUGAUGUCAUCUUCAAAAUGGGUGCUUACAAAGUGUUCUCUGAAGUUUCUCCACUUAUUCAGUUUGUCAAUUUCACCUGCAACCAGGCUCUUCUUGAGGCCGUCUCAGACACAGAUCAGAUUCACAUUGUCGAUUUUGAUAUUGGGUUUGGUGCUCAUUGGGCUUCCUUUAUGCAGGAGCUUCCUGUCAGGAAUAGGGGAGCUACUGCCCCUUCACUCAGAAUCACUGCAUUUGCCUCUCCUUCGACUCACCACCCGGUUGAGCUCGGGCUUAUGCGUGAUAAUCUAACCCAAUUUGCCAAUGAGAUUGGGAUAAGUUUUGAGCUUGAAGUGGUUAACUUUGAUUCUCUGGACCAGAGCUCUUACUCCCUGCCCAUUUUUCGAGCCAACGAUAAUGAGACAGUUGCUGUGAAUUUCCCCAUUUGGUCUACUUCAAAUCAACCGGCUGCGUUGCCCAAUCUCCUUCGCUUUGUGAAGCAGCUGUCUCCCAAAAUUAUGGUGUCCUUGGAUAGAGGGUGUGAUAGAAGUGACCUUCCAUUCCCGCAGCACAUUCUGCAGGCCCUCCAGUCCUACAUAAACCUUUUGGAAUCUCUUGAUGCGGUUAAUGUGACCUCAGAUGCUGUGAACAAGAUUGAGAGGUUCCUUCUUCAGCCGAAGAUUGAGAGCACUGUUCUAGGGCGUCUUCGAGCCCCGGACAAAAUGCCCCUUUGGAAAACGCUUUUUGCCUCUGCCGGUUUCACCCCUGUACCCUUCAGUAACUUUACUGAAACGCAGGCAGAAUGUGUGGUGAAGAGGACUCCAGCAAGGGGAUUUCAUGUGGAGAAGCGUCAAGAGUCACUUGUUCUAUGCUGGCAGCGUCGAGAGCUCAUCUCUGCUUCAGCCUGGAGGUGCUGAGGAGCAGCAUUUUGACAAGCAGGGGAGGUUGGUUUUUUGCAACUCACAAUUUAUCGCAGAGGUCCAGCUUAGUCUACUCUGAUAAUAUGUCAAUAAAUAUUGAACUAUCUUCUUGGCGCCUCUGUUAUGACUUAAUCCUUGUGAAUUGUCACGUUUGUGAGUCUCCUUUGCUUAUUGUGUAUCUAGUCUAGACAGACUAGUAUUUCAACAAAUCGUCUAACAGGGAAGCCUAGUAGAGUCGUAUUUCUUUUGAACAUGGAUAUUGGUGCUGUGGUACUUCAAUGUUUAAAUAGGAAAGCUGCAUUUUCUUCUGGUUAAGGUGGUUAUAAUAUGUUGUAUACUUGGCAACAAAUGAACGAUAAAUGGAAAAACAACUUACCGGAUUUUAAUUCA
This is a messenger RNA of Prunus mume (Japanese apricot), 3467 nucleotides long. RefSeq names its product scarecrow-like protein 22. The record is from RefSeq and is a predicted model, not a curated record. NCBI's taxonomy places the organism in Eukaryota, Viridiplantae, Streptophyta, Magnoliopsida, Rosales, Rosaceae.